GUCUAUAAAUUCCAAGUUAGGAGCCUUCAACUUUUCUCAAAGCAUUAGCUGCAAUACCUAAUCCAUGCAGAAGCAUCCCAUCCUUAGAAGGUGGUUUUGCUUUUGCAAGAAGAUUUCGAAGAAGAGAAUGGUGGAAAGCAUAGCAAAGAGAUGGAAACAUCUCAGUGGUCAAAACAAUUGGAAAGAUCUUUUGGAUCCUCUGGACAUUGAUCUCCGGCGAUUCAUUAUUCAUUACGGCGAAAUGGCUCAAGCUACUUACGAUGCUUUCAAUACCCAGAAGGCAUCAAAAUACGCCGGGAGCAGCCUGUAUGCCAAGGCUGAUUUUUUCUCCAAGGUUGGUUUAGAAAAAGGGAAUCCGUACAAGUACUCGGUGACCAAAUUUUUGUAUGCAACAUCACAAAUCCCACUUCCUGAGGCUUUUAUCGUCAAAUCUUUGUCCAGGGAGGCUUGGAGCAAGGAAUCAAAUUGGAUAGGCUAUGUUGCGGUGGCCACCGAUGAAGGGAAGGCUUUGUUAGGGCGAAGGGAUAUUGUGAUUGCUUGGAGAGGAACUGUGCAGACCUUGGAAUGGGUUGAUGAUUUUGAGUUUCUUUUUGUCUCAGCUUCGAAAAUACUCGGCAACUCCGGUGAUCCAAAGGUGCACCAAGGUUGGUACUCCGUUUACACUUCCGAUGAUCCUCGGUCGCCUUACAAUAAAAGCAGUGCAAGAGAUCAGGUUCUUAAUGAGGUCAGGAGACUUGUGGAACAAUUCAAGAACGAAGAAAUUAGCAUAACAGUAUGUGGGCACAGCUUAGGAGCUGCACUUGCAACAUUAAACGCAGUCGACAUAGUUGCCAAUGGCUUCAACAAAUCCAAAUCCUCGCCAAACAAAGCUUGUCCCGUCACAGCAAUUGUGUUCGCCAGCCCUCGCGUCGGCGACUCAGACUUCAAGAAGGUCUUCUCUGGGUGUAAAGAUCUUCGAGUGUUACGCAUUCGCAAUGCUCUUGACGUUGUCCCCAAUUAUCCAUUGAUAGGAUACACAGAUGUUGGACAAGAAUUAACAAUUGAUACCACGAAAUCCAAGUUCCUGAAGAGCCCUGGAAAUGUUUCAGCUUGGCAUAAUUUGGAGGGUUACAUGCAUGGAGUUGCAGGAACACAAGGAUCUAAAGGAGGAUUUAGCUUAGAGAUUAAUCGAGACAUUGCUCUUGUUAACAAAUCAUUAGAUGGCUUGAAAGAUGAGUAUCUUGUACCAGUUGCAUGGCGAGUUCAAAAGAACAAAGGCAUGGUGCAGCAACCAGAUGGUUCUUGGAAGUUGAUGGAUCAUGAGGAUGAUGUUCCAGAAAUGUAGCUUGAAUUAAUAAUCUCUUCAUUAAUUAGGUCAAGUAAGCUGAUAUAAUUAAGUGAAGUAGAUCUAAGAAAAAAAACCUGAGCUAAUUAAUUGUUAUGUUUUAGAACAUUGUGUUGAAUAAAGGAGGAAAAUCCUAUUUUGUUCCAUGAA
Messenger RNA from Manihot esculenta (cassava), 1474 nucleotides. RefSeq names its product phospholipase A1-IIgamma. The record is from RefSeq and is a predicted model, not a curated record. Lineage: Eukaryota; Viridiplantae; Streptophyta; Magnoliopsida; Malpighiales; Euphorbiaceae. Gene Ontology annotation, biological process: lipid metabolic process. The coding region runs from base 65 to 1324 and encodes 419 amino acids. Gene Ontology annotation, molecular function: glycerophospholipid phospholipase A1 activity. The transcript is spliced from 2 exons.